AUGCCACUCUCCGAUGAUAAACAUCUCACAGCCGCUGUGAAAGGCAUUGCUAUGUCCAUAGUAAAUAACAUUAGUCGUCUUUCCACGGAACUAAAGUCCUUCAUUGAGAAAUCAAAAAUCAAAACCAACCUGCAGACGGCCAUCGAUAAUGUCAAGGAUAUCGGCAAUCAAUUUACUGAUGGAGAUAACGGCGAUGACUCGAAUACCGAUCACGGCGCAAAGAUCGACGCAGCGUUGCAGAAGGUGAGUGCAGCAAUUACGCAGCUUGAGGGGUUGCUAGGUAAAAUGGCAGACGAUGGGGGUGCAAUUCAAGAGAAGAUUAAAGAAAUCGAGACGAAUCUCGGUGAGCUCAAUAACAUUUGGAAAGAUGAGCAAGACGGCCGAAUUAAGAAGAAGCAAAAAGAUGCCGAAGACCUUAUGUUGGAGUUACAAGACGAGAUUAAAAAACUUCAGAGCGAAAUUGGAGCCAUUGGAGACCCAAGUCCAAUCCCUCUUCGCGAAGCAGAGCAGGCCGAGCUCACGCAGCUGCAGAGCGUCGUCACGGAGCAGUUGGAGAAGAUAGAAGAGAUAAUCAGGGAGGAUAAAUCAACAGGGGUGAAGGGUUUUUUGACGAUAUUAAGAGAGGGGAUGUUUGAAAAUUUCCUGAGUAGGUCGCAUCCUUUAAAAGAUGGCAUGAAACUAUCAGAGUUGGCUGUACAAGCUGUAAUUUGUUUUGAGGGUCUGUUUGAAUAUUUUGAUGAAGAAUUGACACCAAAGAACUCCCGACUUGUACGUACAUUGCAUUCUCAGUCUACAGGUCCUCAUGCUGCUAUGGUUGAGAACAUCAGAAGUGUUCUCAACGCCUUGCUUGGUCACUUAAUAAAUACUAAUCUUAAAACAUAUGACUUUGACCACACCUUUAGAGAGAAAGUACAUGAGCUCACAGUGUCGGUAGGCGCCUUAAGCGCUAAAACGUUCGGCGAGGGAAGGAAUCCCGAGCUGCUGAACAUCUUUAAGAGUGGCAUGUCGGCCCUCACCACUGAACUCUCCCACGCGUACGUUAACGCUUAUAGCGGUAAACACUUUGUAGGUGACUUAGUAACCAAGUCUACUGAACAACCCACCGAACAAGUCCUUUCCACCGAGGGCCGCAACUGCGCCAAGGUCUGCCUGACCAUACUGGAGACGGUGAAUAGUGGGCUGAAAGGGUUGCGGAAGGGAUGUAUUAAGAGUGGUAGCGGUAUGCAAAUCAAUUUAUCGAAUGGCCUAGGAAAAGCCUUCCAACGACUAGGCUACGAUGUUGCCUCUAGUCCAACCACCCAGGACGGUGAGUUACGUAAUAAGAAGGGUUUCACCGGUGAGAACAUUUACAGUGAUCUCCUUGUCUACAAACAUAAUACUGGAAAAGGUGAUAAAACAUAUCAACUCGUCAGCGACGAUGACGACAACAAGGAGAAGAAAGAUAAACAUGGUGUCAUUAGACAGCUCAACACCCAUCUUGGCAGAUAUUACUACGUCUCUCACUACUACAUUCCUCCGAAUCCGAAAUCACCAAGUAACAUCUAUCACUUGUUACAAUGGCUCCUCGGUUUAUACUUUAAUCCGAUUUAUAGUACGCUUGGUGAGUACUUCAAGGAAUUGUUUGAGAAGCCCGAAAAUUAUAAAGAUAAGAAAUAUUCCGAAAUUGAUGAAAGCCAACUUAGCUUACUUGCCACCACAACAAUUAGACCAAAGACAUUAAAAGACACACUCCGAUUGGUGUGUUUAGACUCCGCAGACACUCUGAUCGCCUUUCUAGGCCACGGCCAUCCUGACGGCCGAUAUGCCGUUGACUUUUACACAAACACCGACGGUUUGUCGUACCUAGCAACGCCGGUCAAUGUUUUGACAUGUUGGUAG
Messenger RNA from Babesia ovata, 1878 nucleotides. RefSeq lists its product as uncharacterized. The transcript has 2 exons. The coding region runs from base 1 to 1878 and encodes 625 amino acids. NCBI's taxonomy places the organism in Eukaryota, Apicomplexa, Aconoidasida, Piroplasmida, Babesiidae. The record is from RefSeq and is a predicted model, not a curated record.